UCGCUGCGGCCACAGCUCGAGCACAGCUCCCACCUUCACGCCGUCGCCGCGACACCCGCCACAAAAAUGCCGUCCGUCGCGAACCUGAGCCUGCCCGGCACGGCGCUGCCGGGCGCCGUCACCGUCACCAUUGCGGAUGGCGACGCCUUGAAGAAGCAAAUAGCGCAGUACGUCGCGACCAUAGCGAAGGCCUGCACGAAGGAUCGGUUCGUGGUGGCGCUGUCGGGCGGUAGCAUGCCCAAACUGCUCACUGGCCUUUUGGAUUUGGACGUGGACUGGUCGAAGUGGGACGUCUUCUUCGCCGACGAACGAUGCGUGCCCCUGGUAUCGAAUGAUAGCAACUACAAGGCCUGUGAGGAUCACUUGUUCUCGAAAAUCAAAGGCGAGAAACCAACCAUUCACACGCUAGACACGUCCCUCUCACCAGCGCAAGCGGCAGAAAAGUACGGCGACGAACUUAAUAGUGUAGGAAGGCGCUUCGACCUCUGUCUGCUGGGUAUGGGGCCGGACGGGCACACCGCGUCCUUAUUUCCGGAGCAUGAUUUGUUCCGGAAGCCCGACGGUAGUGUCGCGCGCUGCAUCCUCGACUCGCCGAAGCCGCCUUCGGAACGGGUGACGUUCACGCUGUCGACGCUGCAGAAUUCGGUCCGGGUCUGCUUCGUGGCGACAGGAGACUCGAAGACUCCUGUGUUGAAAGAGAUUUUGGCAAGGAAGGAGGGCAAGCUGGACUACGCCUACCCUGUUCCUCCAUAUCCGGCCGCCUGGGUGCGGUCGGCGGACGGGGGCGCGCAGUGGUUUUUGGACUCGGCGGCGGGCGGGGGGCUCUAA
Pelagomonas calceolata is the source of this 828-nucleotide messenger RNA. Lineage: Eukaryota; Pelagophyceae; Pelagomonadales; Pelagomonadaceae. The record is from the annotation of a GenBank genome assembly.